Messenger RNA from Girardinichthys multiradiatus, 1698 nucleotides. RefSeq lists its product as uncharacterized. Lineage: Eukaryota; Metazoa; Chordata; Actinopteri; Cyprinodontiformes; Goodeidae. Bases 93 to 707 code for a protein of 204 amino acids. The record is from RefSeq and is a predicted model, not a curated record. The transcript is spliced from 4 exons. Gene Ontology annotation, cellular component: membrane. Gene Ontology annotation, molecular function: signaling receptor activity. Gene Ontology annotation, biological process: adaptive immune response.
UAUAGGUCAUGUGUUUCUGUUAGCUGUCACGUUAGACAAUGUAGUUGAAAACAUUUCCGACUGCAGUGUCAGAAUUGGACUGAACUUUGCAAAUGCUAAAUAGCAUGUCUGCUGUCUGGAUUAAGAUUUUCACCAUCCUUUGUCUUUGCUACACAGCAGAGAUGAAUGGAGUGGUUUGGAAAGAAAAUGGACAAUCCAUCACAAUCCAGUGCAGAAUUGAACUUAAGCAAACUUAUCUGAGUUUAAAAAAAGGCAUCAAUAAGGACAUUGACAUUGUUAUUAUAUACGAAACCACAGGUAAAAUAAGUACUUCUGAAGAAAUGUCAAGAAGAGUUCAGACACAUGGAAACUUCCCCAACAUUGAUAUUCUCAUUAAAAACCUGAGUACAAGUGACACAGGACCAUACUGGUGUGUGUAUACAGACGUAGACAAAUUUUAUAAUCAGCGGAUCAAUGACGGUAACGGAUCUGUCCUGCUGGUGGUGACAGAAAAGAGUGCACCAACAGAACAGCUGGUGACGUGUGGACAAUCAAACAUAAACAUGGUCGGGGUGUAUGUUGCCAUCGCUGUCGCUGCCCUGCUCAUCAUCGUGUUGGGCUUUAUCGUGUGGAUCAUGUACAAGGUCUCAGACAGCACAACGAAACCGAGGCGUGUUGCUACAAACGGUGACGUUUAUGAGGACAUGCGAGGAACAAUCAGGCGUUGAGAAUGUGAGUCUGCAGGUUGCUAACCUGCUUGAAGCCUUUUACAUUGUGGGCCACAAAGACAAAAGCGAUGCCUGUGGUGCAACAUCGCACCUCCUGCUCUUCCCCAACAGAUGCACAUGUUCAAAAACCAAGCAUGUGUUCACAAGAGUAUGUCAGCAAAGACAAAGGGAAUGGACAAAAUAAAUCAUAAAAUGGUACUUUGUAAAUCUUUGUAAUGUUUUUCUUAAACUGGAAAACAUGAGUGUUGAACAAAAUUUUAAACAAAAUCAUAAAAUUGUUUUUUUUUGUUUUGUUUUAUAAUUUUAAAUUAUAUUUUCUGUCCUCAGAUUUUCGGUGAUGUUCUUAGUAACGAUUAGGUCAUAACACAGCAUCUAAGAUGAAUCAGAACUUUUUCAAAACUUUUUCAAAAUAAGUCAAUGUCUUGUCACUUUCUUAAUUCAGGUUUCAGCUUGUUGUUUUGUAAGUGAUUUAAGAAGUAGUAUCACCAAACCCUGAUGCUCCCUAUGUCAUGGAUUUAAGCUGAAAUUAGGUGACUUUGAUCAAAAUGAUCAUUCAGGUAAAUGACAAUACUUUGGUGUUGUGUUUGAGCUCAGGCCAUAUAAGACAUUGUGAACAUAGUCAUGAUCAAGAAAUGUAUGUAGCAAAUUUAGGCAAAGCAUGUCUACAAUGAACACUUCCAACUAAGUUCCUCCAAUAAAAUAUUACACUCCAACUAGAUUUCAAGAAAGUAUCUGCAUAGUUCCAGACUGAAAUGUUAAUACUAACUGUAUUAUAGGAAGAAUGUAUAUUGUACGUUUUGAUUUGAUUGUUAUUCUUGCAGUAUUUUUCUGAUAAAGUGUUUUUAAAGGAACCUAAGUAUAAAAUGUAAUAGUAAAUUGUAAAUAAACUCAUGGUUUAUUUUGCUGUGCUGUGUGAGAUACCAUACUAUGUAUGUUAUACAAUUUGUCUGUAUUUUCUAAUCUUAAUCAAUAAAGCAAUACUUUUACUAAG